This is a messenger RNA of Capronia epimyces CBS 606.96, 804 nucleotides long. RefSeq lists its product as uncharacterized. Gene Ontology annotation, biological process: regulation of DNA-templated transcription. The transcript has 4 exons. Bases 1 to 804 code for a protein of 267 amino acids. Lineage: Eukaryota; Fungi; Ascomycota; Eurotiomycetes; Chaetothyriales; Herpotrichiellaceae. The record is from RefSeq and is a predicted model, not a curated record. Gene Ontology annotation, molecular function: DNA-binding transcription activator activity, RNA polymerase II-specific; protein heterodimerization activity; DNA binding. Gene Ontology annotation, cellular component: nucleus; CCAAT-binding factor complex.
AUGGACCAGAAGAACCCGCCAAAUGCGCCUCCGGUAUAUGACAUAAGCCAAGGAGGACAUUAUGGAGCUAGCGCUGCUCUAUCGGCCCAAGGAUACGUUCCUCACACGGAACUAUAUUCUGGAUUAUGGUCUAAUAUCAAUCAAGGCCUCACCGGGCCCUCGCGCGAGAUCCUCGCAACUUAUUGGCAGCAGACGAUCAACCACCUCGAAACCGAUACCCACGAUUUCAAGAUCCAUCAGCUCCCACUGGCGCGCAUCAAGAAGGUUAUGAAAGCCGAUCCCGAGGUCAAAAUGAUCUCUGCCGAAGCACCCAUUCUCUUUGCAAAAGGAUGUGACAUCUUCAUCACGGAAUUGACCAUGCGCGCAUGGAUACACGCCGAGGACAACAAGAGGAGGACUUUACAAAGAAGUGACAUUGCCGCAGCGCUGGCCAAGAGUGAUAUGUUCGACUUUCUCAUCGACAUUGUGCCCCGAGAAGAAGGCGCAGGCAGCAGCUCCAAAAGACCAAAUACUAGUGGUCAAGGUGGUGCAAAUCAAGUCCCGCAACAGCAACAACCGGGUCCGCAACAGCAGAUGGCGCCGCCUGACUACGGCCUGUCGCAGCACGGCACAAUGGGGCCUCCCGACCAGCAAUACGGACGAGCUCAAAUGUAUCCGGCGCAUCUGGGCGGAGAUAGUCAACAGGACCCAAAUCAAGGAUACGGCCAGCCUCCGCAGAUGUUUGGCAGUGGUGACAUAUACAACCCGUAUACACAAGGACAGUUUGGUGGUGGUAGUGCGCAACAGGUAGGUCGACAUCCAUAA